UGUAAUUGAGGUUAAGCGAAAAAUUAAAUCAUUUUGGAGUAUAAUCAUACAAAUUAAUUUUAUCACAUUGCAUUGUCAUAACGACUAAUACUAUUAUAAAAUUAAUAAUCGAAUAAAAUAGCAUAAUAAAAUGUCGAGACGACCAGAACAUUUAGCACCACCUGAAUUGUUUUACAAUGAAUUUGAAGCUCAAAAAUAUACACAAAAUUCUCGAAUGGUAGACAUACAAAAGCAAAUGUGUAGACGUGCCCUAGAGCUUCUUCUAUUGCCAGAGGAUAGAACUUCUUUAUUAUUAGAUAUUGGUUGUGGUUCUGGUUUAAGUGGCAAUAUAAUUGAGGAAUAUGAACAUUUGUGGAUAGGAAUUGAUAUAUCUUCUGCAAUGCUUGGUGUAGCUUUAGAAAGGCAGGUAGAUGGAGAUUUAAUUUUGGGGGAUAUGGGUCAAGGAAUGCCAUUUAAAGCAGGAAGUUUUGAUGGAGCCAUUAGCAUUUCUGCAUUACAAUGGUUAUGUAAUGCAGAUAAAAGUUUUUAUGAUCCUUCAAAACGGUUAUAUAAAUUUUUUUCUACUCUGUUUUCAUGUUUGUCAAGAACAGCUAGAGCUGUGUUUCAAUUUUAUCCUGAAAAUAGUGAACAGAUUGAAUUGAUCACAACACAAGCAACAAAGGCAGGCUUUUAUGGAGGUAUAGUUGUAGAUUUUCCAAACAGCACUAAGGCAAAAAAGUAUUUUUUAGUCCUAAUGACAGGUGGAUCUAUUAUUCUUCCACAAGCAUUAGGUGUGAGUGAUACUGAAUCAGUCAUCUCUUAUACAUCUAGAAGAGAACAAGUGAGGAAAAUGAGAGGUAAAUUUUUAAAAAAUACCAAAGACUGGAUUAUUGAAAAAAAAGAGAGGCGUCGAAAACAAGGAAAAAAAGUCACAGAAGAUUCAAAAUAUACUGGAAGAAGAAGAUGUGGAAAAUUUUAA
Eufriesea mexicana is the source of this 958-nucleotide messenger RNA. Its product is annotated as probable 18S rRNA (guanine-N(7))-methyltransferase. Bases 131 to 958 code for a protein of 275 amino acids. The transcript is spliced from 5 exons. Lineage: Eukaryota; Metazoa; Arthropoda; Insecta; Hymenoptera; Apidae. Gene Ontology annotation, molecular function: rRNA (guanine) methyltransferase activity. Gene Ontology annotation, biological process: rRNA (guanine-N7)-methylation. The record is from RefSeq and is a predicted model, not a curated record. Gene Ontology annotation, cellular component: nucleolus.